AUGGAGCGACCAGAAGUGCUAGAGUCUCCGCGAAAGCGACAGAAGACAGAAGAUGUCCCUGCGACUGAGAUUGCAGCUGUCGCGCCCGCAACAGACGCGGACGAAGAUGCUCAGGCUGCGAAAGAGCGAGAGGUCGGGAUCACCGAGCUAGUGACUGCGAAUCUUGAGGGAUUUUCAGGAAUAUUGAAGAAAAGGCAAGCAAGGGCCCUGAUCACUCCCUCUGGCGAGGUUCUGCACCUCCGCAACCUCGAAGCGCCACAUUCUCAAAAGACAGAAGCUCCCCCAAAUGAAUCCCAGCAUGAGGGGGCCCAAGGUGAGGAUAAAAAGGAGGCUACCAAGGAUGGAGAAGUGGCGCCCGUUGAAAUAUCGGGAGAAGACAAUGCUUUACUAGAGGAAUUGUUUGGUGCUGAUAAUGCGCCGGCCAUUGUCGAGCUCCACAAACGUGCCAUGUCCACACCCAAAGCCAAGCCGAGUGAGCUCGGGAAGGUUUCGAAUGUAGUGAAGGACCGCGAUCAACGUAUCAAGAUUCAUCAGUCUAUCCGUCGAAUCUUCAAGUCCCAGCUCGAAUCGACCGCAGACGGCGAUGGCAAUCUGUCGAUUACCGCAGCAUCCAACCGUUUCAAGCGCAACCCUCAAGGGGGCCGUGGAGGUGGCGGCCGUGGCGGUGGUGGUCGCAUUGAUUGGAAUGAGCUGGGCGGACAGUAUCUACACUUCACGAUUUACAAAGAGAACAAGGACACGAUGGAGGUCACCUCAUUCCUUGCGCGACAAUUGAAAAUGCAACCGAAAAGCUUCCAAUUCGCUGGAACUAAAGAUCGUCGGGGUGUCACCACGCAGCGGGCAUGCGUUUUCCGAGUUCACGCCGACCGACUUGCAAAGUUAAAUCCAACUCUCCGCAACGCUGCAUUAGGAGAUUUUGAGUACCGUAAGGAAGGCCUUGAGCUCGGCGAUCUCUACGGGAACGAGUUUGUGAUUACUCUCCGCGACUGCAAGUUUCCUGGUAUGGAUUUGCAGGACCCCCAAGGGACGCUUGCGAAAGCAUCCGAGUUGGUUGGGUCUUCUCUGAAGAACCUCCACGAGCGUGGGUACUUCAACUACUUUGGCCUGCAGCGAUUUGGAACAUUCUCCACUCGAACCGAUACCAUUGGCGUCCAGAUGUUGCAGGGCGAUUUUGAAGGGGCAUGUAAUUCCAUUUUAGACUUCAACCCGGACACUCUUGCCGCUGCUCAAGAAGGAGAGAACUCGACAGCCCUGAUUGGCUCCGACGAUAAGUCCAGAGCCGAAGCGAUCAACAUCUUCCGUACAACAGGCCGAGUCAACGAGGCGCUGGAGAAACUUCCUCGGAAGUUUUCCGCUGAAACCUCUAUCAUCCGUCAUUUGGGCCGCGCUAAGCACGAUUUCUUCGGCGCCUUGCAGUCCAUCCCUCGGAACUUGCGGUUGAUGUACGUCCAUGCAUAUCAAUCUCUCGUUUUCAACUAUGCUGCGAGCGAGCGUUGGCGGUUGUACGGAGACAAAGUGGUCGAGGGCGAUUUGGUCAUUGUCCAGGAACACCGCGACAAAGAAGUCCGCAAACAGGAAGAUGUCAAGCCAGUGGGUCCAGAUACAGUUGACGAGGAUGGUGAAAUCGUGGUGGUACCUGAAGGUAGCAACAGCGCUACGGCGGCAGAAGAUAUGAUCACGCGAGCCCGCGCAUUGACGGCCGAGGAAGUUGCCAGCGGCCAGUAUACCAUCUUUGAUGUUGUCCUCCCCAUGGUUGGAUUUGAUGUCAUCUAUCCUCCGAACAAGAUGACCGACUUUUUCCGCGACUUCAUGGCCAGCGAGAAGGGUGGCGGCUUGGAUCCGUUUAACAUGCGACGAAAGCAGAAGGAUAUCAGUUUGACGGGCGGAUAUCGCAAAGUUUUCAGCCGAAUGGGACCGGAUUAUUCUUUUGAGGUGAAGCUGUAUUCCGAGGAGGACCAGCAAUUUGUGCAGACCGAUCUCGCAAAACUGAAGCAAGACAGCACUGCAUCCAGUGUGCCUGACUCUUUCACUGGCGAUAAACUGGCCGUUAUACUCAAGUUUCAGCUGGGAUCUAGUCAGUAUGCUACUAUGGCAUUGCGAGAGCUUCUCAAGGGAAAGGUCAAAGAGUACAAGGCCGAGUUCAGUGCAGCCAGGUAG
Penicillium chermesinum is the source of this 2157-nucleotide messenger RNA. RefSeq names its product pseudouridine synthase PUS7. Gene Ontology annotation, molecular function: RNA binding; pseudouridine synthase activity. Gene Ontology annotation, biological process: pseudouridine synthesis. The record is from RefSeq and is a predicted model, not a curated record. The coding region runs from base 1 to 2157 and encodes 718 amino acids. NCBI's taxonomy places the organism in Eukaryota, Fungi, Ascomycota, Eurotiomycetes, Eurotiales, Aspergillaceae. Gene Ontology annotation, cellular component: nucleus. The transcript is spliced from 2 exons.